AUGUUCAAAAAGGCGGCUGAGAUUGGGAAGUUCGAAGGCUAUAGGGUCAACAACGAUCUUAGUGUCAGGAUUUUACAAUUUGCCGACGACACGGUAAUUGUGGGUAGUGGCUGUUGGCAAAACCUGUGGACUGUUAAGACAAUUUUCAGAGGUUUCGAACUGAUUUCGGGGAUGAAGGUGAAUUUUAGUAAAAGCAAGAUUUAUGGAAUGAAUCUUCAGGAAAGUUUCAUGGAAAGUGCAUCUCAAUUCCUAACAUGCUGCAGAGACGAUUUACCUUUCAAGUUCCUAGGCAUUAUGGUUGGUUCAAACCCAAGAAGGUGUGCUUCUUGGAGUGGUGUGGUGAGCAGCCUUAAGAAGAAGCUAUCUGUUUGGAAGGUGCGACUUCUGUCAAUUGGCGGAAGAGUAACUCUUCUCAAUUCGGUUCUUUCGAGCAUUCCUAUAUACACAAUGUCGUUCUUCAAAGCACCUGUCAAAAUCAUCAAGGAUAUAAUUACGAUUCAAAGUAGGUUUCUUUGGGGAGGUAACAUAGAGAAAAAAAGCAUAGCAUGGGUGAGUUGGUAUAAUAUUUGCAAACCCAAAGAGGAAGGUGGUUUGGGGGUCAAACACAUUGGUUAUUUUAACAAAGCUUUACUCUGCAAGUGGAAGUGGAUGAUAUUGAUGGAGAAUGGCACAUUAUGGUGUAAAAUACUAGAAGCUAGAUAUGGUGAUUUAAUCCAGGCGGUUUUAUUGGGUUCAGACGUUAAACUGAGAAGGAAAGAUUAG
This is a messenger RNA of Vicia villosa (hairy vetch), 762 nucleotides long. RefSeq lists its product as uncharacterized. The record is from RefSeq and is a predicted model, not a curated record. Lineage: Eukaryota; Viridiplantae; Streptophyta; Magnoliopsida; Fabales; Fabaceae. The coding region runs from base 1 to 762 and encodes 253 amino acids. The transcript has a single exon.